Hyalella azteca is the source of this 17568-nucleotide messenger RNA. Its product is annotated as protein split ends. The record is from RefSeq and is a predicted model, not a curated record. Gene Ontology annotation, molecular function: RNA binding. Bases 102 to 15023 code for a protein of 4973 amino acids. Lineage: Eukaryota; Metazoa; Arthropoda; Malacostraca; Amphipoda; Hyalellidae. The transcript is spliced from 17 exons.
UGUGUGUCAAGUCUCAACCAAUAAGAAUAUAUGAGUGUGUUAAGUGUUUAGUGGUUCAAGAGUGAUGGGAUGAUAUUCACCCAUGUUUACGUUGAAGCAAAAUGGUGAGAGAGACACGACAUCUCUGGGUUGGAAACUUACCGGAGAAUAUAAGUGAAGAACGUAUAAGGGAUCACUUUAAACGGUAUGGCCCGGUGCAGAGUGUGAAGCACCUCAAUGGGCCGUCUGAUAGUAGCGACGCAAGCAACAAUAAUGCCAGCAACAAUAACAACGGUGGUGGCAACUGCUACACCGUCGCCUUCGUUGACAUUUGUUCUGCUGCCAAAGCCCACAAAGCUGACCACCGUAUAGACGAUCGCAUCUUGAAAACAACGUAUUAUGAACCGUCAGUGGCAUCGCUGUCAGGCGGCCACUACUCCUCUGGAGGUGCAGCUCAGUCGUCGGGUGGUAGCUCUGUUGGCUCUGGUGUAAGCCACUAUCCCUCUGGUCCCUCACAGGCACAAGGCCUAUCUCAGACUCCACUCGGAUCAAGGAGCCCUAGAUUUGCCACUGGAAUAUCCGAUGAUCACGUGGGCUACGAUCGCUCUAGUCAUUUUUACGAUAGUGUCCGUCGUGAUGAUGUUUGUUCCUAUAACGGCACCAUGCCCAUGGGGGUGCCCAUGCGACGCAACUACCCGCCUUCCCUCGAAGGAGCAGAGUUCGGGGCACGAGGUGGUCGAUUGCGUUCCUUCGGUCGCGUGCAGUAUUGCACGACUCCUCGGGGGGACCCAAUCGACUACCGAUGGCCGAGCGCUGCUCCUCCCAGUAAUUACAGAUACCACCCCGCUGACAAUUAUGGAGACGACAAGCUUUCGAUGUCUGUGCGACGGGGUUCUGUGCCCCCGUCACCCUCAUCCCGCUCCACUCACAUGCGGUCCUCAAGAGCCACUCCGAGCUCCACAAGCGGGAGUGGACUGGGAGGCUCUCACCACUCAUCUAGUAGCAACCCUAAGCGCCACCCUGCACCUGCUGCCUUAGCAAAUCACUCCAGCUCAGAUUCAGGCUCAUCAAGUCGCAGCAGCAGUUCCAGUAGUUCGUCUAGUUCUUCUAGUUCUAGCUCGAGCAGAUCUCGCUCGAGAUCUUUUAGAUCGUCGCGAUCACCGUCCAGAUCUCCCGUGGCACGCGUCCCCAACUCUUCUCUGAACUGCAACUCUUCAGCUACGGCCGCCACGCAUCUGCCUGGCGACAAGAGACCUCUUGCCAUCUGCGUGCGCAACCUCCCUAUUGGCUCUACAGACAUAUCCUUGAAAGAUGGGCUCUUCCACGACUACAAGAAGCACGGCAAGGUGACGACUGUGCGCAUCGUGGGUACUGGUACUGAGCGCUAUGCCGUCGUGUGCUUCAAAAAAGCCGAAGAUGCCGAGAAAGCGUUGCUUGCUUCUCACGAUAAAAGAUUCUUUGGGGUCAAGAUACAGGUGGCACCCCACGAAGGACUCGAGCUGGACGAGAGCGAGUAUCGCACAUAUGACGUUGACCAGGACGAGUAUCACCACAAAGCAACACGCACGCUCUUCAUCGGCAACCUCGAGAAAGAUAUCACACCGGCCGUUCUCAGGAGCACCUUUGACCAAUUCGGCGAAAUAAUUGAAAUCGAGAUAAAGAAGCAGAACUUGGCAACUUUUGCAUUUUGCCAAUACGCGGAUAUCAGAAGCGUGGUCCGCGCCAUGCGCCAAAUGGAUGGCGAACAUCUCGGUGCGAACAGAAUCAAGCUUGGUUUUGGCAAGUGCAUGCCCACGCACUGCGUGUGGCUCGACGGUGUCGCGGAGACGGUGGCCGAGUCGUUCCUGCGUGAGCAAUUCUCCAUAUACGGCACGGUCAGCCAUCUCUUCAUUGAUAGGAAGAGAGGACAGGCACUCGUCUUUUACGAAGCCGAGAAGUACGCCACGAUCGCUGUGAGCGAGAUGCGUGGUCGAAUGCUCAUGGGCAAAAAGCUUCAAAUCGACUUCGCAUCUCGUGAGUGCGAGGUUGCUUUUUUUGACCACCUCACCAAACAAGGCUUCCACAUGCCCACCGAGCGUCCCUGGGAACGUGUCUCCUCCAAAGAACGUCAGAUUGGCAGCAAUGCGAACGCCGCCAGCAAUGGCGCGAGCAGCCGAUACGAUUCUUCUGCUACUGCUCCUGCCAUCGCUGCAGCAGCUGCUACUGCCACUUCCAGCAAUGCAAGCAGCGCAACCAGUAGCAGCCGCUACCCUCGACCUGGAGGCACUGAAGUGCAGCACUGCCUGAGUAGCAGCAGCAACAGCUCCAAUUCUUCCACUCGUAGUCGUCGCCAGCAAGGUUCAUCCACAGCGGUUACGGUAGCGUCAGCCAGUGCUGGGGCGUCUGCUCUUCCCUCAGUUUCCACUUCUGUCGCUAUCUCACCUCUUGAUCAGCCUCUCUCGACAAGCAACGGAAGCUCUGCACCGGCUUAUCCGCCCUAUGGAGGAGCUGGAACUACUUCUACUUCCUCCUCUGCUGCUACUCGCUCAGGCUUGCCUGCCUCAGGACCUUCUAGAGGAUCGUACACUUCGCGUCCAAACAGAGCUAACAACAGAUAUGAUGGCUUCGAUGACUACGGUCCUGGACGGAGUUACGACGAGUAUAGUCAAGGCAGCGAAGCUUCUUACGAGGACAGCUACGAGCGCGAGCUUCGGGAGUACGCGGGCAGCAGAUACGAUUCAGUGGCCGCCAGACGUGGUGGCCGCACCCCAACAACCUCGCCGCAGCCUGCUUCUACCACAGUUACUGCCACAUCGGCGAACAGUGGCAGUUCUGUUGUGGUAGCCGCUACCACAUGUAGUCCAUCUCAUCGCACACCGUUCCCUCCCUAUGAUGACUACGCCUCGUCCCGCUCCUCUUCUCACGUCGUCAACUAUGACGGCUGCUAUUCUCCCUCAAGCGUCUCAUCACCUCCACCCUCUCGGUCCGUCAAAAAUCGUCUCGCAUCGUCACGCUCACCCGCCGCUUCUCUCGCUACGUCGCCAUCCAGGGAAGUUACGCUCAUUGAUGACCGUGCUCCACCCGACCCUCGUAAACGGCGUCCUAUCGACCUCAAGGACCUGGUGGUGCGCGUAAGCGACCGAAGGCCCCUCGAGUCUCCUGGACGCUCUCUCGGUCGGACCGUUGAGUCGUCUCCUGCCAGUGGUCACCGUGAGCCUUACGACCCAAGACUCGCGAACAAGCGUGAUGACGCACUUAGUUCAUCAGGAGACGAACGCAGUGACGUCACAGAGUCGAGGCCCAUCAAGCGCACUCGUUUUGACUCUAGUAGCCACGAUAAAUCACAUGUGCUUAAGAGGAUGCUUGACAGCAGUGAUUGUCGCGACCCAUUGAGUUUUAGACGUCCGCACGAUGCAAGGAAAACUCCCACUGAGCCUUCAGGUUCGAAGUACCGUCGUGAUGAACGCUCUCCUCAUAUUGACCCGCGCAGUAGAAAUGAGGAAGCGUGGAAGGCUAGAGAUACUGGCGAAAAUUUUGAUUGUGUGAGCGACACGAGCGCUCCUGGCACUCCGGUUCGGGAUGAAAGGGACGAGUGUACUCCUAGCAGUAACACUGGAGUUGGGUAUCAUCGCCAUUAUAUCCAUCACCAACAUCCUUACCAUCAGCAAUCUGCUCACAAGGAGCGCAGUGGUCCCACCAUCCCCAUGUCCUUGCCCCUCCCUCGUUUUGCGCAGCAGCUGCGGAAUUGUCCCGUUUCGCCUUUUGCUUCAUUUGCAAGUUCUCCAAAGUGUCGCGUGCUAAGGUCCCCCAUUUCAUCAAGCAGCAGCAGCAGUAGUAGCAGUAGUAGCAUUGAAAGUAGCGUCAGUACCAGAACUGCUAAUCUUAUAGUAGAUACGACGUGCGCUGUUGUAGAGGAUGGAUCAAUAUUAGCUGAUACGCCUGUUUCACCAGGACCUACUGCGCAUCCCUCGGACUCUGAGGACUCGCCUAUCGCCUCAACGAAACAAGAUGCCGAAUUGGAGGAGAGAAUACGAGCUUUUGAUGAGCGCUACGAAAAAUGGACUGGUAAUUCUCGAGCCAAUUUUUCCCUAGAAAAUGUAAGAGACAAAAUAUCAACUAGUUCGAUUCCUUGUAGAAAAUUCCCAGUAGAUUUGGAUGCAUUACGCAAUACGCCGUCCGCUAUUGUAAAGUCAGUACUCUCCAGGAGAAGUAUAUUCGACGAAGAUUGUGAAAGAUUAGAAAACAUUGAGGAAAAGUAUGAACCUAAAGUUUUUGUGUCACUCGGCAAGAACAGAUCUACCUCUACAGUUACUAAUGUUUUAAGCAACACAUACACUACCGGCAAAGCAUCUCCAGUUGUGGUUAGUAAGAGUAGUGUUUCAUUUCCAAGUGUCAAUACUAGUGUUGGUUCUCCCAUAAAGACAUUUACUAACAUUUUGCCGUCCAAACUUGAUUCUGCCAUUCACGAUGCAACAUCUUCAGUCAAUACAACUGCUACUGAGAGUGCUGCAACGAAAGGAUCUCCAAGCAGCACACCAAACAGCUCUUCGAUAUGUGCUGUUAGCAGCAGCCUCACUAGUGUCUCUGUCACAACAACUUGUAAGCUAACGGUUAGCAAGAGCCCUUCCAUCACGUCUACAACGAACACGACCAUAAGCAACAGCAAUUCAUCUGUAGUUGCGGUACGCACGUCGCCCAUGAGGUCACUCUGUUCUCCGCUCACCCCGCCUGUUACCAUCGCUGAUAUUAUUGCUGCCACCACGCCUCCCAUCCCUUCAGCUACUCCUAUCAACAGCUUGCCUGGCUUCAGACCGUCACUACUUGAUGUGAGCAAUAGUAAUAAUGCAGACAUCAAAGUAUCUCCAACUCUUUCGUCUGUGUCAUCAUCACCGCAAAACUCUCCAGGACAUCGCAACAAGUCAACCAACUCUUCUCCAAAGGGGCGACGUGAUUCGAUCUCCUCAUCUCUAUUAUGCAAAACUGUAUCAUCGAGCUCCGUCAAGAGUUUUUACAGCCCUACAGACAGCCCAGACUACACCUGCGCCCUCCCUGUUUCUCCCAUGCCUGCUAGUCCGGCAGCUUCGGUACCCCCAGCCGCGAGCGUAACGCAAGCUGCUACGCUCUCUAUUGAUUUUAUGGCAUCGCCCUCAAGUUUCGGUAGCUUGUCAUCACUUUCGCCUACAAGCACAGGCAACUCAACACCUAUCAGAAAAAGUAGCGGGUCCCCGCGACGAACCAAGGAAGACAUCAUCGCAUGUACUGAUCUUGAAUCUAAGGCGGAAGAAGUUUCUUCAGUUGAUUGCUCUCCUGGGACGAUUAGCAAGACUUCUUCUUCCUCUUCAGUUUUAAACGAUAAAGGUGAUGACUCUUUUGUUCUUGAAGACAGUCAACAACUUCCUGUUAAGGAUUGGGAUUUACGGUCGAAUGUUCAUCAAUCUGAAACAGUGCCUGAUUCUACAGAUAAAAACCAAAUUAAUGAAACAUCUCCACCUUGUGAUACCAUUUCAAACAGCAUUGUUAGAACGUCUCCUCCGUCCAAAUCUCGGGACAAGGCUACAGAAAGCAAGUCCAGGCAACCUCUGAUACACAAGGAAGUGAACAAAGGGCAAGAUAGAAAUCCUUGUGCUUCGGAUGAUAUCAAGAACUUGCAAAAUUCAAAUGAAGAUUACGGAGACGAAGACACAGUCUCGCCAUGCUGGGGUAAUCAAUCCGUCGUUGACACUGCAGAAGAAGUGUCGACUAAGAAAAGGAGACUAGGCUCUGCAGAAGACACGUGUAAGCCUGAUGUUGAGAAUACUUCACGUAACAAGGCUAUUAAAAAUACCCGCACUCAUCAGUACUCGAAGAAGAUGAGGAUGAACAGCACUUCUGAAAAAUCUGAAUCCGGCCGGCCUGAUUUCGCAAAAGGAUGCGAAUACAACGAACAUGUCAAGGAUGGUGUUCUAAAUGCCGAAAGUCACAAGUAUGAUGAUCAGAAUAAAUUGAAUAAUGAUGUAAAUGUUGAUUCAUGUAAGUAUCUUCAUAAGAAACAAAAUUCAUUCAAAGAUCGUACCGAAAGUCGGAAAAUUAACAAGAAAGGUAAACGCAGAGAGAAAAAUCACAACGGGAAGGAGAGACAAAAUGAAAAGCCUCCUAAAAGCCGCGAACGCAAUUGGUCCGGUCGUAGUGGAGACCGAAGGAAGACAGAAGGCGUUUCUUCACCCAAACAUCACAAUUUAUAUUCCUCCAAAGUGGAAAACCAUAGUUCACCUAAAACUGAAAAUAUUUCUUCACCUACACAGGAGAAUCUCUGCUUUCCAAAAAUUGAACGUCCAAACUCUCCUAAUCUCGAAAGCGUUAGUGGUUCUAAAUUAGCAGUUAAGGAGGAAUCCGUUGAGCUACCUCUUGAGAAGAAAUCGUCUGGCACUCGUGUUCUUACCGAUAUGUCUAAGAUAGUCCGUAAAGUGAACUGUGAGAGCAAGAAAACUGACCAGAUGCGAACACCUCCUGAUAAAGAGAUUCCAGAACAUCAUGAUAGAUACCGAGAAUUGAAGAAGGAUGCGCCUAAGCACAGAGAAGUCAAGCAAGAAGACAGUGACAUCAAAGAAAAGUGCGAGUCGCCAACUUUUGUGAGGAAAACUGAUCAUGAGGAUACGUGUCGCAACAUCGGACAAUUGGCAGCCGACGAUGCAGUGAAGCAUGAGGUCAAGAGAAGAAAUUCUGAUGAUGUGCAGUCAAGAGAACUUAAGAAAGAACGAUGUAAAGAGAAAACGGAAAAAGGCAAUUCAAAGAAUAAACAUGAUAAUGUGCCCAACGCAGGAGAAAAGGAUAAAAUUAAAGCUGUUAAAUUGUCUAACUGUGAAAAUGUCUCAAACAAAGAAGAACGUAGCGGCAACAAGUACAGCAGCAGCGGGCAUCGUGGAGGAGAUAAACGGUCCCGUAAAAGUAAACAUUCUGAAUCUUCAACCACAAGCGUGAAAAGUGGCCGACGAGAACGCAGAGAGUCAAGCAGUAGCAGUUUAAGUGCCGUGUUUCAGAACGAUCGGCCUUUGUCGUCACCUGCUCAUGCUCCUGAAUCACAAGAACCACCCACUUUCACUGUUGUUCCCUCUGCCGACGCACGAAGUUCUGUUUCAAGUAGACGUCGUUCAGUUGACGGCUUGGAUAGCAAAGAACUGCUUUUGCCAGGCCGCAAGAAACACGAUUCAGGUAGAAGCGAUAAAACAGAAACCGAAAGUAAGGGCAAGCGUGAUUUGGACUCCACAAAGCUACCAAAAUACGACAUGAAGAAAAGUAGUUACCACGUCCGAAGUAAAGAUGAGGACAGUGAAGAAUGCAACAUUGCUCUGCCGUUGCGUCAUUCGCUUUCGUGCGAUGUUAUGAAUGAAACAUCUGAAGACGAAACCUUCAAAAACUCCCAUCCAUACAGCAGCAAACAGACGCAAAAUAUCCGCAACUCUGCCUCUUCUAAGUCUAAAAACAAGAAACGUCUUCAAUCUAAAGAUUGCAUGGCCUCAGAUUCAGAUUCUGAUGACAUCGUUAGCUCGAGCUCCUCAUCGGAUGACGAUGACGACCACCAAAAGAUGGCCUCACUCUUCGACGAUCCUGUUAUUGAUCCGUGUUUCGAUAUGUACGACAAGGUGAAAUCAAGACAUCUGAAAUUGGAACAGAAGAAAAGAGAACAAGAGAGACUUAAAGAAGAAGCAAAGCAGAAAUCCAUUUUACAGCACAAGCAGAAGCAGCGUGGCAAGAAGAAAAAAUCAACUUCACAAGCUACGUUGUCUGGUGUUGGCGAGUCGGACUCCGAUACCUAUGAAGACAUCGUAAACAACAAAAGAGUUAACCCACGUGUUGUCGCAAGUAGCACAGACGACGACAGGCCUUCGUUGGCUCACGUAUCAUCUGACGAGUCGGACGCCGGACAACUGUCACCGCGCAGUGAAAUACGCAAGCCUCAAACCUCGACAAGGAAACGCAAUACCAGCUCCAGCAGUAGUAAUAGAAACAAGAAAAGUAUAACCGAAGUUAAAUCCUCACGCCCUGUUAAGGAUCUUGUGGUUUCUGACAUAUCAUCUGACGAGGACGUCGCUGCCAAAUCUGAAGACAUGUCAGACUACGAUAUCGUUCCAAGUAAGAAACACCACUCUAAGAACUCACCAUCUAAUGACAAACAAGAGAUUCUGUCGAAGAAACCACCCCGUCCCGCACUAUCAGCAGGCCAUCUGAGAACUCCUUGCGAUGCCGAUAGAAGGAAACCUAACCCAAUCCACUCGCUCACUGGUGACAUGUUCCAUUCAGAAGAUAGUGAUACUCCAGUCAUAGAAGAGGUAAAGCCUUGUAAACCUAAGAGUAAAGCAGAGGCUACUGAAAUAAGCGUCGUAUCAAACACCUCUCGUUGGGACCGUCCAGCCAAAGUCAAACUUGCCAACAAAGAGAGAGUAAGACGAGACGUGAGAAUGGAAGCCAUAUUUGGUAUAAUGUCGGACGACAGCGAUGCGAGCACUGCUAGCUCUUCCGUAACACCCAACAAGUCACCGCGCGGCGUACCUCAUACUCCUGCUACGUUUAGAAAAACAUCCUUAUCUUCUACAAGAUCUUACCCUUCACCUGGAGAUUUGCCAAUGUCUCCUUCUCAAAACCCAGUCUUGAACCACUAUACUGACUCGGAGGAUGAUAUGAGAACACACGGUCAUGGUUACACGUUUUCUGACAAGCCAUGUGAAGAAGAUGCGCCAAAGAUAAUCGAAGAGAUCGUUAACGAUAGCAGCAAGAAGUCAUUGCAUCGAAUUACUGUCAUCUCCACCACUGCUGAUGUUCUCGAGGACGUACGGCCCACGUCCGACUCAGGCAAAGGAAGUAGUGGAGUUGGUAGUAGCAGCUCGAGCACCAGCAGUACUGGCAGCACUGCCGAUGAUCUCUACUCGCAAACUACUGCUGCAAAGGACGAAAAAGAAAAUAUUGUUGAGAGUAGUGGAACAGACCUUUUCCGUUAUUCCGAUGAUGAUCUCAUCAUUGACUCAGAUCACCGAGAACAUUCCCGCAAAGAUAAGAAGAAAAAGAAGAAGCACAGGGACAGGGACGUGGUUCGGUCACGGCAUCGCAGUCGUGACCGUAAUAAACACCCUGCUACAGAUAUAGAUGUGACCAUCGCGGGUGAAAUUGGUAUGAAUCUUAUCAUGUCGUCUACUGUUGAUCACGGAUCAUCUGGAAAGUCUCCUCUUCAGGUUAUUCAAUCAACUCCUACUAUUUCAACAUAUAAUCAGGGUAAAUCGCCUUCCUUCACUCCAACAUCUUCGUCUCCUCCAUUCUUCAAGAGCAAGAAUCGCCUCUCCGUUUCACCAGCUGUAUCACCAAGCUGUGUCACGAAAAGUCCAGGUAGCUUCACAAGUUCCGUUUCGAACAAAUACUUUGUUAGUCCUGAAAACUUGUCGAAGGGCACAUGCCAGUCGUCUCUAUCUCGGGACUCAAGAAGCUCGUGUGAGCAAACUGAGAGCGAGGUGGAGCCUGCAUUGGACAUGCCCAUCAUCAAGACCGAUUCAGAUGAUGAAGUGUUGAUCACUAACGGUGAUGAAAUGAGUAUCGUGUCAACUGCCUUUAGAAAGCUCUCUUCGCCAAGGCGCGACGAGCCUUCUGUUGUGUACGAGACGGAUUUAGAACGCAGUAAGGAUGUUCCUGCAUGCGAAUCACCAAGAAAGAGUUCAAACACAACGAAAGCGUCAAGAAGUGUUAUUUCUCAAGAAGAAACACUGAAUGCCGUUGCUGGUUUAUUAGCCUCUUAUGAUGAAUAUGCCGAUAAUACCAGAACUUCGGGCCACGAUGAAGAAAAUCUCAUUGCAUCAGACGCGAACAGUGUGGUGGAAGAGGAUUCUCAAGAGGCUCAAACAGCUGCUCAAAUGUUGCAGUCAGAAAUGCCGGAAGUAGAGCGCGAACCCGAAACCAGGGAUGCUAACUGGCCUGCUGGAGUACCAGCGUCCUCGAGUGACAGUAGCACGACAGAAACCGUCCCGCCAGUUGCCCGUGAGCCAUCCAUAGGUUUGCAUGAGACUACAUUAGAGCCCCCAUUGAUUGUGUCUUCGAUCUCACUACCUCUUCCUUCAGUAGACGAAGCUCCUGCUAAAAAGGGAUCUUCUAUCGACUCCGCUGAUGACUGUGAUGUGGUCGUAACUCACAGUAGUGGUUCCAAAAUUACACCUGAGAAAGCAGGCCAUGUAGACAAUAUCACUUUCCCUGACAGUCCAACAUCGGUACAGUCUGAACCCACUCUCCAAAUAGACGAGGAUCCCGACGAAACUUCAGAAGACAUCCAUUCUGCUGUUGACCUGAAAUCCCACGGUGCUGUCCUUACUUCUGUUUCGAGAGCUACGGAGAAGACAUCCGUGUUUCGGUUGGAUAAUAAUGAGCAGCCUACGCCACCUCAGACGCCUUGGGUGGAAGACACCACAAUUACGGCUCUGGAUGCCUGUCCUCGAGAAAACACUGUUAUUAAAGAUAACAAAAGUAACAAAAAGCAAGAAGAUCCCGCGUGCCAAAUGAAAGACGUGGUGACUCUCGAAAGCACUUAUCAAUCUUCCUUGGAACAGGCUACAGAUAAACAGACGUCAUCUUCAUCUAAACAGCAGAGCACUCCACUGGUUUGCUCUCCUAGUGAGCCCACUCGUCAAAACUUCGCUAUGCCCGAGCUGGAGGCUUCACAUUCUAGUAUACUACCGUAUGAAGAUAUGAAAGUUCACCAGGACACUCUCUUACCGUCCUCAACGAUGAAUGAAGGUAAGUUUAACCACAAUGAACCUUAUAGUGACCGCAUGGAGCAAGUUAAACCUAUGCCGUGUGAUCCACCAUGUUCAAAGACCGAAGAAGUUGCAUCGCCUGAGCACACAGUUGAUUCAAAAGUUGAUGUAUCUCCUAAUAUCAAUGAAGAACAGAAGGAGGUAACCACAUCAUUACUGGUUAAAACCGAAGACAAUGCCACUCCUUUGACAGAUAGUUUUUCAGAUUCUCACGGUACUCACGAAAAUAACCAUGAUGACAAAGCUGUUGACAUUCAAGUACAAUCGAAUAAACUGGAAGAAAAGUGUGUUGAUUCGCCGGCCUCGAAGUCUGAACAAACAGACAAUAACUCUUUCAUUCAAGAAAACGUCGAAGAAGCGCUCAACACUGAAGUAUCCAAUAGGCCACUAGAAGCAACCUCUACGCAAGAUAUAGCGGAGACUGGAGGGAGCGCCGAAUCUGCUUUAGUUCCUCUGGUACGCGGUCGAGGAGGCCGGGGUCGAUCCAGACGUGGCCGCGGACGAGUGACUGCGGCAAGUAAUGAUGGCACUGGCGUACCUCAGCCAACGCGCAAUAAAUCACGAAGCCGAUCUCGUCCAUUGAACGACGAUCUAACAAUCCACGACGCUUCUAAAUUAAAUAGUUUGCAAGAACCCAGACGCAGUUCGCGUCCCAAACGAGUUCGCCGACACCCCGAUAUGGUGGAUCAUGACGAAAGUAGCAGCAGACGUCGGCGUGGCAUGAGAGGAGUACGCGGCAAUCUGAGACCUGCGGCACCAACACACGAUGUAUUCGAAUUCCACGAAAGUGAUGAUGAUACUUCUCUUUCUGUUAAUAAAGCCAAGAAAGAUCCGCUCUCGACUUCUGCCAAAUCACCUAUUAAAGACACUACCAAUGAUGAAGAUUCGCGAGGCUCAGGGAUUAAUGUUCGCAAGUCUCGACGGUUGCUUGAUAAAAAUGCGGAUGACGAAGAUUCAAACACUGAGAGUGAAACCUCAUCAACGGGUGUGGUAACUCCUUUGACCUUCACUAACGCUGGUCUGAGAUUUAAAGCUAAGGAGUCAGUACAGCAGCGUCGCAAUGUUCGUGGAGGUCGGGGAGGCCUAGUGGGUCAACACCCGACGGCUCUACCUAAAGAAAAUCCCACCCUCAGUCUUCCUGAAACUUCUUCGGUUGUUUCGUUAUAUUCUCCUAAUUCAACUAUAUCUGAGACCCUCUCUCCCAUCACGCCAAUAUCAGCUGGUAAUUCCAUGCCCUCGUUAGUUGAAGCUGAACUAGCCCCGAAGAAUGCUAUUCCAGUCAUGCGCGUCAUCAGCUCAUCCAAUCUCUCCUCCGUUUCAUCGUAUACUACUGAUACCCAAACCUCGGUUGUCACGGUCCCAACUGCCAUUACCAGCAGCAGCAGUUCACCAAUUUUGCCUUUCAAGAUAACGCAAAAGGAAUCCGACCCUACUCCGUUGGUCGACCCCGUCACCGGCCACUUGACUCCCAUGACUAUGGUGAAGGAAGGACAGUACAUUCCUGUUAGUGGUGAUGUAGUUUCUUCCUCUCCAUCUACCACUCCCUUAACUUACAUAUCACAUGCUCGAACCCCCAAGACAGAACAAACGACUGUGACGUCCACAUUGCCUGUCGCUUCGUUCAAUCCCACUGUUAUCUCUAGCGCUCAAGUCAGUUCUACAAACACGCAAUUCAAUCCAGCUACUAAAGCUCUAACCGGAGUUUCUGCACAGAUUUCUCAAAUUGUACCAUCAGCAACUUCCCAACCCAGUAAUCUCGUUCGUCAAAGCGGACAACCAAGCUCGUCUGUUAUUUUACCAUCGCAUGCCAUUGCCAAGACUGCUGCCAUGAUGGGAAAUGCUCACCAGCUUCCCACAAAACCUGCUAUCUUCAUCAGUACUUCUACCGCAAAGCUUCCUCCCGGCGCAGCACAAAGCGCAGCCGCACUCGUCGUCAACUCAGCGUCGAGGCCAGGACUCGUGGUGACGCAAACCUCACGUCCUCAGUCCAUUGUGGUUACACAGCCCCAAGUUACUCCACCGCCUAUCAUAGUUAGUCAAAUAAACAGACCUGGUUUAGUUGUGAGUCACACAACUCGACCUGUUGGUGCGAUCAUGACCAGUCAUUCCGCUCUCAUGACACGGCCAGGACUUGUUGUCACUCAGGCUCCAAGACCAAACUUGAUACUUCGAACAGCUGAUCCGGCGAGCUCUGUUGCUGCUGUUGUCGCCUCACAUCCCCAGCAAUUCAUUCCUAGUGGAGUGAGUCUUGUCCGAGCUCCCAGUGGAAUAUUGCCCAACAGACCCGAGUUGGUAAUCAGCCCGAGUGUCAAGCAAAGCCCCGUUCCGCGCAAUGCUCUUUCUACUGCGUCUCAAGCGACAAUCUUCCAGUUAACGUCGGUAAGCCAUAAUUCAAAAGUUGUGCCGUGUACCUCUUUGAAGCAGCCCAGUCAAGCUUAUGUUACUGGCGCUCUGCAUCGUAUGGGUGUUUCUAACCCAACACCAGUGAACCUUAAUCCCAGCAUCACUGUGACGAGUGUGGCCUCUCGCCAAGCCACCCAGACUCCGAGUGGUGGGGUAACUGCUUUCCGUACCGCUUUGCCACAUGGUGUUUGUCGUGGUGAAGUUAGCGUUGAAGUGGUACGACAGCCUCACCAGAUGCACUUGCAGACCAACCCUGGUGCUCCUCGUACGGUUGAGGCUAGCGCCUUGGGUGGUUCAGGGGCAAACGUUUCCAUGAGCAAAGUGAGUGUGGGAGCCGUUAGUCCAGGAAUGACCACGAACGUGACGGCCAUGAGACGUACAGCGUAUCAAGCCGCUGUGCCUCUGCAUUUGCAGGCCGGAAGUAGGCCUCACCCACUGUCUCCACAACCUCAUGUAACUAUGAAUACUGUUCCUCAUCAACCAUCACCUCAGCCUGCUCAUUUACAUCCAUCCCCUCAAGCUUCUCCUCACUUGCUUCAUCAACCUUCGCCCCAGGCCUCUCCUCAACCAGUGAUGCUUCAUCAAACUGGUGCCUCUCAGCAGCCGCAACAAUUACUCUCCAUAGGAGGACAGCUUCACCAAAUUGUUACUACGAGCGUUGGUCCAGCUUCAGUACUGGUACAUGCUUCUAGUCAUCAAGGGUUGAAUGUGGCACCGGUUACGAAUGUGAUGGUCAGCGGCAGCCGUGGCGAGCUUGAGCCCACUACAAGAACUGUGCAGAGCUCAAAUUCUGGACCACAGCCACAGUUAUUGUCCACUAGUCAACCACCACCAGCGCAUAUCGGCAAGAAUCGACCAGCUGUCGAAAAUGACCCGUCUCUGCAGCCCUUCGACAUGUCGAUGGCGCCGCUCAUGUACCCUGGCGGCUACUUCGUACAGGAUCCUCAUCGUCCUAUCUACAGUCGUCCUGGAGAUGGUGCAGCGCUGGACUUGAAGGCGGAAGGUGUUGGUGUUUCAGAAAACAGCCAUGAGCAGUUGCCUGUAGCAAGCCCAGCAUUAGGAGCGCCGUCCCGUGUAGUGCUGACGCCGCACAGUGCCUCGCCACGGCUACUGCCUCACCAACUAGAGAGAACUACCGAGUCUCCUAAGUCAAUGGUGUUCGUCGGCCAGCAGUACUAUGACAUUUAUCCUGGCCAUGCCGUCCCUGCUGGAGACUCUCCUCGCCCUGCCCCUAUGGAGAGGCUCACUUCUACGCCUAUAGGAGGUGAACUGCUGCGUUCAACUGCUUCUCCUUACCCACCUUUUGCUGGCGGCGGAGAACAAAGAGUCGCUGCACCUCAUUUCGCCAGACCUGGUGGAGGGUUGCAUCAUGACCCUACUCCAGUUAUCACUUACAACCAUCCGCUCGAGAAGUACCCAAUUUUCUGGGAAGGAGUUCUCGGCCUGAAAAACGACCAAGCCAAAGUUCAAAUGCUGUUCGUGUCGGGCUCGACAGAAGUGGCUAGUGGAGCAUUGCCUAACCACUCGCAGGAAACCACUGCUCUUCGCAUAUCACAACGGAUGAGGCUCGAACAGCUUCAACUUGACGGCGUCGCACGCAAGAUGCAGCAAAAGGGCGAGCACGCAGUGCUGGUCGCUCUGCCAUUUGGUCACAACGAGUUUGAUAGUCAUCAGCAGCAACGGACGUUGAACAACGGCUUCAUCAGCUACCUUGGCAACAAACAGGCGGCAGGCAUCGUCAAUGUUACUGCGCCUGGAUCACAGUCGCCUACGUUCGUGAUCCACAUCUUCCCACCAUGCGAGUUCUCCAAGUCAACGCUUGAAUGUUGUGCUCCAGACGCGUUCCAAGCCGUUGCCGAAGUUUCUCAUCUCCUCAUCGUCAUUGCAACUUGUUGAAGAGCCAUAUGCCAUUUCAUCUACUCUUUUAAAAAGUACUCUUCCACCUUUUUGCGAACUUAGAUUCUGUUGGCUCGUUCAAAUAGUGAUGAAAUGUUCAAAUAUUUCGAGUAUCAGGGCGAAAACGUUAGUUGGAAGCACGGUAAAUUGUUUUCAUCUCUGUCAUUUACCUUGAUUCCCGAUGUAAUUGCCUUCGUUUUUUUUUCGCUAUUAUAGGGUGACGCGCUAAAGUUUCUUUGUUUCUUAAAAACUUCACAAUUUUCUGUUGGUUAAAUUACAAAUUAAUCUUUAUUGAAAGUGCUCUGUUUAUAUUUUUUUAAAUCGUAGUUUUUGUUGGAAGCCGAAGGACAUUGAUAUGAUAUGAAGUAAUCCAUGAAAAAUACCGUUCGUUUCUAAUUCAAUUCUCUCGUCAUCCAGAAAUUUUAUGUUAGAGGCCGCAGAGAGCUUUUUGCGAUCCACACUUCCAUUUUACGUUUUCGCUUACUAUGAAAUUUUAGUAAAGUUUAGUAGCAAUCACCUGAUGUACUGAUGCAUGCUGUUUGAUGAGAAAAAAAAUUAUCGUGAUCAUAGUUGAAUUUUACGAGUACGCUUGCAUGUUUACGGAGAACGACUCCUCUAAUGCAUCAUGAUCUCAAAACUGCCGAUGCUCAAGUAGAAUUUGAUGUAUCAAGCAAUACCAUUUGCAUGCAAUUACUCAAUGUGGAAUAAAACUUACUGAGAUCAUAGGAGAGAUAUUUGUAAAUAGUGUCAAUAUAAUCGGAAAACUCAACUCGCCCGACAGACCAUCAAGUGGCGCAAAUAAUUGUGUGGUUUGAGACAAUUUGUGUCCUGCUUCUUGGCAGCAUUGAUUCUGCUUCGCAAGAAAAUAACUGCAGUAGACUUGGAGCACCUUUGCUCUCGUAAAGGUGCGUUGAAAACAUGCUGAAAGAGACGCUGUAGCUAAAUUCAAUUCUAUCUGUAAUCUGGAUGUUCCUCAUCACUGACAGAUAAUUUAAUUCACUGCAGUUUUUUUCUUGCACUUCCUUAAGAAAGCCUUGGCUCGUGCCGCCUUCUCUCAACCCUCCCGACGUGAUGCCUCGCCUCGUGUAUAAUUCUUGUGUAGAGAUGGCUAUCUUCUGACUGUCAUCUGCACUGAUUACAGUUUCGCUGUAAUGAGACUGCGUCGAUUUUUUUUACCUACAUUUCGUUGUUGAUCAGUCAACAAAUUCAUGUAGUCCAUAUGUGGACAGCUCUUCUUUCUAAGUGCAGACAUUUUCGUUCAAUUGUCAAAAAUUUCAUUGGACGGACUGGUCCACGAUUCCAUGUAUCUUCCCACUGUGGCCAGAAUACUUGUUCGUUAUUAAUUAAUUAAUUGAUAACACAUAUACCUAUACUUGGUGUUUCCUAAUUUAAAAUUUCUUUGGAUUUACAAAGGUUUAUUACGGGUUGAUUCAGUCAUGUCACGAAUGUCUGCCAAAUCGGUGUCCAUUAGUGGAUUAAUAGUUGACGAUACAAGUCAACAUGCAUGACACAUGAGUGCUCGUAGACUGACAGCUGCUGAGAAGUGGAUGCUAUCAGGAAUUUCACCCGAUGAUUAAUGUAGUAUUUCCGUCGUGAUGAUGUAUCUGAUCUCUCUAAUAUUAGUGACUUGCUUAAGAACACCUCUUGCUGAGCUUUUUAUGACUACUUUCUUCGCUGUUAUCUUUGCACGUGCGAUAAUAUUUGAUUUUCUAUGAUUUUCUUCCAUCGAGGUUAAUGGAGACUGCCUAGAAAUUAUCCGUUGCCUUUAAUUUAGUUACAGUGUCUGACGUGAAUUUAUAUCUUUAGUCACAUAACUCUUUGGUUGAAAUACUCGAGCCAAAGAGGGAAUAGCUGUAGAACUUCUAGAUUAAUUAAGUACGGACGAUGAUUGUUGUUGUCUAGCUCUGUACAAAUUAGGUUGCGAAGAAUUACCUAGCAGCAAAUUAGGCUUGUCAAUAUUGUGUACAUAUUGUAUGUAAUGAUGUUCAGCGUCUGGAAUUAUAUAUUCGCAAUUGUAAUGAGUGUUACAUGUGUUGAGAGUUUUUGUAUAUUUGGCACUCUCUGCACUCACAAACUAGCGGUAUAAUUUGUACUAGUAUGAUGUAGUUGCUAUUCUUCUGUUGAAAUGAUUCAUAAGUGGUGUAAAUCUGUAGUAGGACUCUGUUGUGUUUUCGCCUAACGUCACACGGUCUAUGCUAGUAGUAUGUCGCAUAUAUUAUAUAUUUAAGCGUAUAGGUAGGCAUCUUUUGCUCAAACUAGUGUGAAGUGUAGAGUUGAAGCUCUAUUGCAACCUGCAGAAUGUUUUGAGCCUUCUGCUCGUGAUGUUUCAGGAGACAUGCAGUGAGUUUUUCAUGUUGGUAGGUGAGUCGGGCUGAGUGGCCCCAAGGGGAGUUGAGAAAUAGAAAACCCUGGCUGUGAUCUUGACUUCACUGGAUAACUUUCGUGGCCCACCAUCAUAAUAACUUAGAUUUAAGCAGUAAUGCUUAAUGAAAUUCCAGUGACCAAUUUAAGUUAUUGCAGGGGAAUAAUAAAUAUAAUAACAAAA